This is a messenger RNA of Lycium barbarum (goji berry), 2016 nucleotides long. Its product is annotated as probable anion transporter 6, chloroplastic. The record is from RefSeq and is a predicted model, not a curated record. Gene Ontology annotation, molecular function: transmembrane transporter activity. Gene Ontology annotation, biological process: transmembrane transport. The coding region runs from base 125 to 1723 and encodes 532 amino acids. NCBI's taxonomy places the organism in Eukaryota, Viridiplantae, Streptophyta, Magnoliopsida, Solanales, Solanaceae. The transcript has 15 exons.
GAUUGAUUUUACAUCACAAAUACUGAACAUACAAGCAACAGUUCAAUAGUAUUUAAACUUUCUUUUCAUAUAUUCAACAAAAUCAAGAACUUUGAAAAAAAAAAAAAGAAAAAAAAAGCCAACAAUGGCUAAACUCACAGUAAGAGCAGAUAACAACAAUUUACUCCAUUUUUCCCAAUAUAGAAACCAUAACACUUCUUUAAGACCCCAAAGAUUGAAUCUUUUUUUAGCCCAAAAGCAUAAUUUGAAGUUUAGAGUUUCUUGCAGUAUCACUGAGAGAGAAAAGAAAGAAGCUGCAAAAAAGCAAAUAAUACUUAAUGGGUUGAAAGUGAAUGAGUUGGGAAAGGAGGGACUGAUUUCAACUUCUGAUGAUGAAUUGGGGGGUGAAAGUGAAGAUAAUGAAGUUGGUUUUGAAUGGAGAUGGCCACCAUGGAAUAAUUUACCUCAAAGAUAUAAGCUCAUUGGAACUACUUCUCUUGCUUUUGUUAUAUGUAACAUGGAUAAGGUCAAUUUGAGUAUUGCAAUUAUUCCAAUGUCGCAUCAAUUCGGGUGGAAUUCAUCAACAGCUGGAUUGGUCCAGUCAUCUUUCUUUUGGGGUUAUGCAUUAAGUCAAUUGCCAGGCGGGUGGCUUUCGAAGAUAUUUGGUGGGAGUCGAGUUCUUGAAGUUGGAGUAUUAGUCUGGUCUCUGGCAACAAUGUUAGUUCCCUAUCUUGCAGGGUUUAUGCCUGCACUCAUCUUUUCAAGGAUCUUGGUUGGGAUAGGAGAAGGAGUUUCACCAUCAGCUGCCACUGACCUGAUUGCCAGGACAAUACCCUUGGAGGAACGCUCUCGGGCAGUAUCAUUUGUUUUUGGUGGCUUGAGUUUCGGAAGUGUUAUCGGACUUCUAUUAGCUCCUCCACUGAUCCAGAACUAUGGAUGGGAAUCUGUGUUUUACCUGUUUGGCUUUCUAGGCAUAGCUUGGUUUUCAGGAUUUCAAUUGGUUAAAGAAGAUCGGCCCUGGUCUUUACCAGAAUCCAUGUCUUGGCCGCCGUCUUUUCCUAGAAAUAAAUCAUUGGGUUCUUCGUUGGGAGAGUUGAACACCUCAUUAAAGGAUGUACCAUGGAAGGCAUUUUUCAGAAGCAAAGCUGUAUGGGCGAUGAUAUAUGCACAUUUCUGUGGGAGUUGGGGACAUUAUACUUGCUUAUCUUGGCUUCCUACCUAUUUCAGUGAGGAGCUGAACCUUAAUCUGACAGAAGCAGCAUGGGUCUCUGUUGGCCCUCCAUUAGCUUCAAUUCUCGUUACCAGCAUUGCAUCUCAAUUUGCUGAUAGCUUAAUUUCCAAAGGAGUUGAUACAUCUCUGGUACGAAAAAUCUGUCAAACAAUUGCCUUUUUAUCUCCUGCGACAUGUAUGAUUCUUUCUUCUGUGGACUUUGGUUUGCCUCCAUGGGAAGUAGUAACAAUCCUCACUGGUGGUUUAGCUCUAUCAAGUUUUGCCUUAUCAGGCCUAUAUUGCACCCAUCAAGACAUUUCACCUGAAUAUGCAAGCAUUCUUCUGGGUAUUACGAACACUGUGGGGGCAGUUCCCGGAAUUGUAGGCGUCGCGCUCACCGGUUAUCUUCUUGAUUCAACUCACUCAUGGAGUAUUUCUUUGUUUGCACCGUCAAUUUUCUUCUACCUCACUGGAACAAUCGUGUGGCUGGCGUUUGCAAGCAGUAAGCCACAGAGCUUCUCGGAAGGAGAUUGACCUUAUUAUACAGCUUCGAGUUGAUCAACGAGCCUACGUAAAUACUAACAGUUUUCAGCACAAGACAUUUUGUGGACUAACCCAAAGUUGUUUUUCUUUCUUUUUUUGUGUGUAUAAUAAUCAAGACUUAAGGGACUUUGCAACUUUAGUGAAAAGUUCCCUACAUUAUGUAAUUUUUUUUUUUUUUUGAUAAGUUGCAUUUUGUAGCUUUUUAGAUUGUAGUUAUGAUAUACUCAGCAGAUGUAAUGAUGUAUAAUGAAGAUCUUUAAAUAGUGAAUGUGGCUUCAUUCAUA